AACUUUGAAUGCAUCUCUAAAUCGUUAUUAAAAACUCCUGAUUGCUGGAAGUACAUCAAAGGAAUGCCCAACCCUACUCAGAUCGCUGGUAAAUGCAAUGGUGUCACCAAUUUCCUCGAAUGUGCCGAAGACGAUCUUGACAUUAGCUGUGGGGAACUAGCCGUGACAUUGUUGAAGGCAUCAGUACAAGAGCUGGGCUGUAUAGAAGAGAGUGCCGAUCGCCAGGCUAUCCUAAACCAAGCGAACUCUACUGCAAUGUUGACUGAACAGUUCAGACGAGAUUAUCCAAAAAUGCCUGAGAUUGCGUUCGUUGAAGAUAGUAAUAGCACACUUCCUACAAGUAGGUUUUUCAGAGCUUUUUUAUAUUCACUGACUGAAACCGAGUAG
Strongylus vulgaris is the source of this 387-nucleotide messenger RNA. The record is from the annotation of a GenBank genome assembly. NCBI's taxonomy places the organism in Eukaryota, Metazoa, Nematoda, Chromadorea, Rhabditida, Strongylidae.